This is a messenger RNA of Rattus norvegicus (Norway rat), 4300 nucleotides long. The record is from RefSeq and is a predicted model, not a curated record. Lineage: Eukaryota; Metazoa; Chordata; Mammalia; Rodentia; Muridae.
CCGCCCGCCUGCCGCCCACCUGGGGCAGAGUGGCGGGCGCGGCGUGGCCUCCCUCCAGCGCCCCGGCCGCGUGGCUUGCGGCUUAUUUUCCCAGCUGGCAAGCGUCGCGCUGCAGACAAGGGAAUGCCUGUGGUCCUGCGUGUUCCGGAGCUCGGGGGCAUCCUGAUCCCGCUGAGCCCCCUCCAGGUGCAGAAGGGUUAAGAAUGAUGAGGAAGAGGAAGAAGAGAGGCGUGCGCCCUGGCCCAUGCCGCAGCCCGAGGCCCGGCCCAGCCACUGCGCCCGCGCCGCCGCCCUCGCAGGAGCGCACGAGACCUGCAUGGACGGGCAUGGGCGUGAGAGCAGCACCUUCCUGCGCCGCCGCCCCCGCCGCCGCCGGGGCUGAGCAGUACCACCGCCCCGGACUCUGGCCGCCGUCGCCCCCGCCGCCGCUGUUGCUGCUGCUGCUGCUCAGCCUUGGACUGCUCCACGCAGGUGAUUGCCAACAGCCUGCUCAAUGUCGAAUCCAGAAAUGUACCACAGACUUCGUGUCCCUGACUUCACACCUGAACUCCGCGGCCGAUGGCUUUGACUCUGAGUUUUGCAAGGCACUUCGUGCCUAUGCUGGGUGCACCCAGCGAACUUCAAAAGCCUGCCGUGGCAACCUGGUGUACCAUUCUGCCGUGUUAGGUAUCAGUGAUCUCAUGAGUCAGAGGAACUGUUCCAAGGAUGGACCCACAUCCUCCACCAACCCGGAAGUGACCCAUGACCCCUGUAACUACCACAGCCAUGGGGGAGUCAGAGAACACAGGGGAGGGGACCAGAGACCUCCCAAUUACCUUUUCUGUGGCUUGUUCGGAGAUCCUCACCUUCGAACUUUCAAGGAUCACUUCCAAACGUGCAAAGUGGAAGGGGCCUGGCCACUCAUAGACAACAAUUACCUUUCGGUUCAAGUGACGAACGUGCCUGUGGUCCCUGGAUCCAGCGCAACUGCCACGAACAAGAUCACCAUUAUCUUCAAAGCACAGCAUGAGUGCACGGAUCAGAAGGUUUACCAAGCUGUGACAGAUGACCUGCCGGCUGCCUUUGUGGAUGGCACCACCAGUGGGGGGGACGGUGAUGUGAAGAGUCUUCACAUCGUGGAGAAGGAGAGUGGCCGAUACGUAGAGAUGCAUGCCCGCUACAUAGGCACCACAGUGUUUGUGCGACAGCUGGGUCGCUACCUAACCCUCGCUAUCCGGAUGCCCGAAGACUUGGCCAUGUCCUACGAGGAAAGCCAGGACUUGCAGCUGUGCGUGAAUGGCUGCCCCAUGAGUGAAUGCAUUGAUGAUGGACAAGGCCAGGUGUCUGCUAUCCUGGGGCACAGCCUGCCCCACACCACCUCAGCACAGGCCUGGCCUGGCUACACACUGGAGACUGCCAGCACCCAAUGCCAAGAGAAGAUGCCAGUGAAGGACAUCUAUUUCCAGUCUUGUGUCUUUGACCUGCUCACCACUGGUGAUGCCAACUUUACUGCUGCGGCCCACAGUGCCUUGGAGGACGUGGCAGCGCUGCACCCGAGAAAGGAACGCUGGCACAUAUUCCCCAGCAGCCAUGGGGGACACAGCGAUCUGCCUGUUGGUCUUGGACUCACGUGCUUGAUCCUUACUAUGGUUUUGUAGGAGUUCUCUGUUGUUUUUGUUUUGUUUUUCUGUUUUGUUUUGGUUUUUUGUCUAUAGCAAAAUUUUAAAUAUAUAUUGUCAUAAUAUAUUGAGUGAAAAAGUAUAUAUGUAUAUACCAUGUAUAUGACAGAUGUUUGUCCUGGAACACCAGAUUGUACAUUAUGUGUUUGGCUGUUUUCACAUAUGUCUGUUAUAGUGUUUUUUGAUUGUAUCAAUUUUGUUUUGCCGUUUUGUGAAAUGUUUUAUAAUGUCCCUGCCUAGGGACCUCUUAGAAAGCACUUUAUUUUUUAUAUAUUAAAUAUUUAUGUGUGUACCUGGUUAAUAUGUACAGUGCAUAUACACAGACACCAACCACAGCAAUCCCUUUGGAGGUGACUAAUUUAUAGCUCCUCUGGUUGCUCCUCCUGCCCUUCCCGUUACUACUGAUUUGCCAAGGUACCGGUUCCUGAUGGAGCUGUCUCCCUUCCUUUGAAGUCUCAAUUUGAAAGUUGUCCCCUCACUUGUAAGUACUUUUGAUUCUUAAAAUGUGGAUCUCACUAAAGAGCCCCAUUUCUAACAGCUCACUUUUCCAGAACAUGGGGGCAUUAGUGCUACACCUGCAGCCAUUACUCAUGUGCAUUUGAGCACAUAUGGCCGAUUAGAUUGACCCUUCUGAAGCUGCUCUUUGUCAGGUGCCAGUCUGGAGGUGGCCAUUUCAAGUGAAUACCAGGCACCUUGCUAUAGCCCAGCUAAUAACUCUUUUCCAUCCUCUGUCCCUGUUUAAACUGUACUUUCCCCUCCAUUAAGUCGUUAGGCAAAACAAAACCAUCAGCUUAGAAGAGAUCAUGCCUCGCUCUCCUUGGUAAUUUGUAAAACUCACGUUCUUAACUUUCUCCUUGGCUGCUUGGAGUCCUAACAGUGUUCUCUGGCUCUGCUCCAGCAUCUCCUUAACCUCCCCUCAGGAUUCCAAACACUGGCUGUUAGUACUCCUCUGAUUGAGGUCCAGUGGUACAGCCUUAAGAACAGAAAAAUCUGUCUUGGUGUAUAUUAGUGGGCACUUGCCCAUGGAUGCUAUUGAGUCCUGGUGUUAAUAACCAGGCAUUUCACUCCCCAAGUGAUGUCCACCUUUGCAGCUGUCUGCCAUCUUAACACCUGUAGAUGAAUAUUAUAGUUACCUGCCAGUUAGUGAAAUCCUCCUCAAGUAAAAUCUCUCCUUGCCUCUUCCAUUACACCAGCUAUAAAAGGGACAUAACAGAAGACAGUGAGACUAGCAAAGUUAACUCCCGAGUAGGUAGGUUUGUAUUCUAUCUAAAUGUGUUUGGUUCCAAAAAGUAAUAGGAUUUGUGUUUUCAUAUUUAAGGUUUGCAUUAAUGCGCUCGCAAAGAUACAAACCUUAAAUAAAGUCAUUGGGACAUGGCGAUGCCCUUUGACAUGUCCUGUUGGCCAGGGGGACUGACAGGCAAAGGCUGUCAGUAAACGGAAUCUUUUGUGAAGUUGUGUUUCUUAGAGAAGUGAUCUCACCCAUGGGAUGCUCAUGUAGAGGUGGCAGAUUCUUACCUUGGGGGCAGUUAGGAAGGUACCCUGCUUUGUGUUCUUAAAGGUUGAACUCCAGAGAAUUAGGAUCUAGCCCUUUGAAAGAAGGUCCUUGUAAGAAAGCUGUAUUAGGACCAACCAACCCUGAGCCUUGAAGCAUGGCCACCUUUGUUCACCUAUGAAGCCAUGUGCCAAGCUCAGAAGCUGUCAAUAGCUAAGUGACUUGUAAUUGAGUAGAACGAGGGAGGGAGAGUGUUGGAUACUUUUAACCACUAUUUUUGUGCAAAUGUAAAAGUAAAAUAGAAGGUCCUGCCGUGUCUUCCUUUAGAGUAUGUGAUCCAUACACCUUUGAUCCUUUUGAGGAGAACAAAGCCACCAUGUCUAUCCAUAGUUUGGAAGAGAAAGUUUGCCUGUUUAGCUGUGUUGUUUAGCUGGGAAGGGUGGAUGCCAUGAUACACUACAGCAGUAGUAUUAGUAAUAGCGUGUUGGAGGUUCUCCUUCAUAUUAGUGUCCCUACGCGUCCUUUACGGUUCCCACAGAUAACUUUUAGAAGUAAAGUACUUCUGUAGAGAAGGGCCAGAUUUUCUUUGGGGUUUCUAAGGAACAUAGUGCUUCAACUUGUUUCAUGAAGUCCAUAGCCAGAAGAAUUUCAGCCCGUACUGGCAAACAGAUAGGCUAUUGCUUUUCACGGGUCUCCUGGGAGAGCUUGAAACUUGGGGCAAAAACACUGAUUUUUUCACAGAUCUUCCCAGGUCUCUCUUAGGAAAGACUCAAAAAACACAUUGCCCUCUUUGCUGUGCCUGAAACCCACCCCCAUUGUGUCGAGUCCUUGCAGAGAAACCUGUAGAUGUGGUUCAUAGGUAUAUGAGUAAGCAUCUGUGUAAAAGCAGUGAGUGUGUGCUAUGUAAAUACGUUAAAUUAUUAUGCUAGAAAAAUAAAGUUACGGACCAUGCUGCCCCAUGUCUGCUCUGUGAUUACAGUGACACCUGUUGGACGAGCUGAGGAACCUCUGCAGGAGGAGGAAGGGACUUAAUACCUAAUCAGUUUUCAUGAGUUGUACUUGCCCACUAGCCCGCUUGACUGUUACUGUAGUUCUUUUUUUUUAUAACCUUUAAGCGAUCACAAAUAAAGCAGUGCCCCACUGGUCCGAA